Molecule: messenger RNA, 1344 nt
Organism: Plasmodium berghei ANKA
Lineage: Eukaryota; Apicomplexa; Aconoidasida; Haemosporida; Plasmodiidae
Product: conserved protein, unknown function
Exons: 1
Coding region: 1-1344 (447 amino acids)
Source: RefSeq, a predicted model, not a curated record
AUGGGAGAAACAUGGAAAACAAAAAUAUUAGAUCGGAUUAAACAAAGGAAUAUAAAUCAAAAUGAAAUAUAUGAAAACAUAUUAUUUUCUUAUAAUUUGUUAGUUGAAGAAAAAAACAAAUUGUUGGCAAUUAUUGCAUCAUUUACUUCAGAUAAUAUUUAUAUACGAAAUAAUCAAAAUGUAAACCUUCUAUCAUAUGAACACAAUAAUAUAAUAAAACAUGACAUAAAAUAUCAUAAAACAAGCACAAGUGAUAAUAUGAAUAAAAAUUUCAGUUAUUCUCAUAUUACUAACCUAUUAAAUUUUUCUAAAAAAUAUACAAGUAUUUCUCCAAAUAAUAAAUAUUUGGAUAAUUAUGAAAAUCUAAUUAAUACAGAAAAUUUAUUAGAGGCCGUUAGAGAACGAAGAAAAAACGAAGAAAUUAUUCAUAUCCUCAGAAAUGACUUAAAUGAAAAAGAAAAGCUUUUAAAUCAUUUAACAAAAGAAAAAAAGGCAUUAAAUAAUUGUAUCAUUAAAAAAGACAAAGAACUAUUUAAAAAUAAAAAACAACUAUCAAUACUAGAAAACAUUUUAAAUAGAAAAAAACAAGAAAUUAAAUUAUAUGCAAAUAACAACAAAUCUUUAAAAUAUAAAAUUCAGUUAAAAGAAAGACAAAACAUAAAACUUAUUAGAGAAUAUCAUUAUUUAAAAUAUACAUAUUUCAAAUUACUAAAACAAAUAUAUGAAAUAAAAAAUUAUACAAAAAAUAUGGAUAAAGAAUAUUUCUCAUUAAGAAAUGAGCUACUUAAAAAAAAAAUACAAAAUGAAAAUCUGCUUAAAUAUUUAUCGGCAUCAAAAACACUCUACAAAAAUCAAUUAAAAAAAAUACAAAAAAUGCAAAUGAAAAAUAAAACCAAAAUAAAAUCAAACAAACACACAAAAGAUAAAUUUAUUUUUUUUAAAAAAUAUAAAUUCUAUGUAUUCCUUUAUUUAAACAAAUUGCAUUCUGCAAAAAAUAAAAAGGAUAAUACAAAAAACAAUAAUUUAUUAUGCCAUACUCCAAAGUCUUUUCUUAUAUAUUCAAAUGAUCAUCUUAGCACUACUACUCAAAACAAUUAUAUUGAUGAAGUAAAUCAAAUAUAUGAUGGAACGCCAAGCUUUUUAUAUACAUCAAAAUUUCCUAAUCAUUCUUUUGAAAUGAUGGGAAAACAUAUCAAAAAUAAAUAUUCUACCUCAAAAGAAAAACAAAAUGAAAAAUUCCACAACAAUAAUUUAAAAUUAAACAAUCUUGAAAAGAAAUAUGACAUUCUAUUGCCAAAUGAUAUGGAUUAUAAUAUCGUUGUAAAUCAUUUCAAAAAAAAAUAA